GAUCUCAGCUCUUUUGCCAUGCCAUUCUUGGACGGUGAUGUGGAGAACGCAGACAAAAAUGCUUCUCGCAAGGUGGAAGAAAGCUACUCUGCAGGCAGUCCUUCGAAAGGCAUUUUCUCAAAAGGGCUCCAGAACCGACCUUCCAGCCCUGUUUCUGCCCCUGUGAGAUCCAAACAUAGCCCUGGCUCACCCAAAACUGUCUUCCCCUUCCCCUACCAGGAGUCUCCCCCACGCUCCCCACGUCGAAUGAGCUUCAGUGGGAUCUUCAGGUCCUCCUCCAAAGAGUCCUCCCCCAAUUCUAACCCGUCUACCUCUCCUGGGGGCAUCAAGUUUUUCUCCAGAUCAAGAAAAACCUCUGGCCUCUCCUCUUCUCCAUCUACCCCAACACAAGUGACCAAGCAGUCCACGUUUCCUCUUGAAUCCUAUAAGCAUGAGCCUGAGAGACUAGAAACACGGAUUCACUGUUCUUCUCCUCCGGACACAGGGCAGAGAUUUUCUUUGCCUCCAUCCCAAAGCGCAGCCAAGCCUCCUAUAAUGACACCAUCUCCCUGUGCUACCUCAAAACCAGAGCAGAUGAGAAGGCUAGCAGCCAAGGAGAGCAGAUCAAAAAGAAAUUCACAGCGUGAGCUGCAGGGUUUUGAGUUCCUGCUGCCUCAGGAGUCUGAGAUCACUGGGACAACUGCAGUCUGCAAUUCUUCUCCAAGGCAUUCCAAAGAGAAGAAUUCUGAGGGGGAAGCUGCAGUAGGAAAGUGUGGUGAUAAAGGUGUGAGUAGAACUGAAGGUAUCUAUGCAGAAGAUCUGAAGAAUGGCUUCAGGAAUGCUGUGGAAGUUUUGCUUUCAUAUAUGGACAACAGGAUCGGUAGGAAGUCCAGCUUCAGAAUGAGAACAGAAUUUCCCUGGAUACCUGUGCCUAUGGCCAUUUCUGGGUAUGCAGUGAAAGUUGUGGAGAGCCUCUGCUUCAGUCAGCAUGGGAAAGGGACUUGGUCUGCAGUGGAUUUCACAGCUGCUGGACUACAGCCUUGCUUGUCACAGCAGUUAGAAGCACUUGAAGAAUCGGAAAGUGACAUUUAUGUGCGAUUCAUGAGGUCACACAAGUGUUAUGACAUUGUUCCAACAAGCUCUAAGCUUGUUGUUUUCGACACUACGCUACAAGUAAAGAAGGCCUUUUUUGCCUUGGUGGCAAAUGGUGUGAGAGCAGCUCCACUGUGGGAGAGUAAAAAACAGAGUUUUGUAGGAAUGUUAACAAUUACAGAUUUCAUUAACAUACUGCAUAGAUACUAUAAAUCUCCAAUGGUUCAGAUCUAUGAAUUGGAGGAGCACAAAAUAGAAACCUGGAGGGAACUUUAUUUACAAGAGACGUUCAAACCUUUAGUGAACAUCUCCCCAGAUGCAAGCCUUUUCGAUGCUGUAUAUUCAUUGAUCAAAAACAAAAUCCACAGACUGCCAGUUAUAGAUCCCGUCAGUGGAAAUGCACUUUAUAUACUUACCCAUAAAAGAAUCCUCAAGUUCCUCCAGCUUUUUAUGUCAGAGAUGCCAAAGCCUGCCUUUAUGAAGAAGAAUCUGGAUGAACUUGGAAUAGGAACUUACCACAACAUUGCCUUCAUACAUCCAGACACUCCUAUCAUUAAAGCCUUGAAUAUAUUUGUAGAGAGAAGGAUAUCGGCUUUACCUGUUGUGGAUGAGUCAGGAAAAGUUGUAGAUAUUUAUUCCAAAUUUGACGUAAUAAACCUUGCUGCUGAAAAAACCUAUAAUAACCUAGAUAUCACGGUGACACAAGCCCUACAGCACCGUUCUCAGUAUUUUGAAGGUGUUGUAAAGUGUAGUAUGCUGGAAACACUGGAGACCAUUGUUGAUAGGAUAGUGAAGGCUGAGGUUCAUCGUUUGGUGGUAGUGAAUGAAGCAGAUAGCAUUGUGGGUAUCAUCUCCCUUUCUGACAUUCUACAGGCUUUGGUACUCACACCAGCAGGUGCCAAACAAAAGGAGAAUGAAAGUGAAUGACUGCUGUGAAUGUAUAAACGUUUGUAGGAGAACUUGAACAAAGUUUCUGGGUCAAGUUUGUCUCGAGAACAGUGACUGCAAUAGAACAGAGCAGGAUGGUUGAGAAUGUGUUUUGGGACUUAGUGAUGGAUGAUGAGUCUAUUCCCCCCCAGUGAUGUCGCAAAAAAACAAAGCAGCAUGACAAAAGCUUAUGUUACAAUGUAGGCUUGUAUUUUCAAAACGUCUUCAGAACAUUUGCUGGAAGACUUCACACGAUGUCCUUCAUUAAAAUGCACUGUAUUCUGAAACUUUUUCAUUUUGUAUUUGACAGAAGUCACUGGUCAGCAAUGGAUAUAUGUGACAUAAGGCAAGUGUAUGGCAUAUUCAUAUCAUAGUGCCUUAUGUCAAAAUACAGCAAUAUGUCAUCACUGUUGCCCAUCACUGUCAAAGGAAGUAUUGUGUUAAAUGAGACACUGUAUUUGAAUGUGAAAGUCUUUAAACCUAAACCAAAUCAGUUUCAGUUCUCAUUAGACUUGUCAUAAAAGCUGUAAUUUGAAUAUCAGUAGACUUCUUUAAAACUUUAAUGACAGUUUUGUGUUAAAUGUCGCAUUCUGAACCGAGAUGUAAAACGAGACUGAUUUUAAAAACAGCUUUAUUUAUUUUUACUUUCAUGACAAUUUUUUACACAUCUUUGGUGGAUAGCUAAAAUUUCACCAUAUCCAUUAAUAAACUGUUGAUUGUUAUACAAACCAGUGGCAGAUUUUCUCAUUAUUUACAACGUUGGAGUUGUAGGGCUGUUGGUCAGUCAUGUGAGUUGAGUUGGAGAUUCCAGCAGUGCUCUGUACUGUACUGUGCAGGCACAUGUGGGAAAGGACGUGCCAGAGAACCAGACUUUCCACUGCGUUGAAGUGUAAAAUGAUGUCUGCGCGACUAAAAUGCAACUCUGUAUUGUAUGUGAUUUGUACAGAAGCCGAGGAGCGAGGAAGGCCGUGGGGUUUUGCUGAUGUAAAUGUACUGUAACAUUUGAUGAUGAGAUUUUUAUAAUUGUAGAUGGAAGAAAUUAAACCCUCCAACAUCCGUU
Meleagris gallopavo (turkey) is the source of this 3058-nucleotide messenger RNA. The record is from RefSeq and is a predicted model, not a curated record. NCBI's taxonomy places the organism in Eukaryota, Metazoa, Chordata, Aves, Galliformes, Phasianidae.